GACGUCAGUCUGUAUUGUGAUGUUGAAGCUGUCAUUGUUGUGUUAGUGCUCCACUGACAAUGUGUUACUCUUGUUGUCGUAAAGAUUGACAGUGUUGUCCUUAUUGUCUGUUAUAUGUAGUGUGAAGUGAAUAAAAAAUGAGCAUCAGAACAACUGUUGUUGUCACGCUUUUCAUUAUUAUCGGGGCAAAUGCAGAUAAAACAUCAAUUACCAUUAGCAAUGCAGCACUUGUCAGCGAUAACGGAAAUAACUGCGUACAAGACGGUGCUAUCAACAGAUGCACUGUCAGAAGGGGAGAGAUAACCACCUUCCAGGGAGUCCUCAAUAUCGACGGCGGGAAAUACACCCUUCUAGGUGUGGAUCCAAUCCUGAUCACGCUGGAAUGGACGAAGAAAGAGCUCGGAAAAGUGGUCAGGAGGACUAGGUUGUGUCAGAAGGUGGGAGGAGACGUGCAGAUUGAGGGAGGAUGCGGAGUCACCAUCAUGGCGGGAGGGCACUACAGACUAGUUCCGUUUCCGGUUAAGAUUCCAGAACUUGAACAAACCGUAAGAACCUAUUUCAGAGCGCUGGCAACAGCGAGAUGGACAGACGGAUCAAUCAGUGCAGAGAAAGAAAUUGGUAGAUGUGAAGUUAUUAUAGAGUGAAAAUGUGUAAAUUGUUAAAUUAAACACACACGCAAAUGGUAAUACUUCGAUUGAAAUAAAAACUUGCAUUUGGU
This is a messenger RNA of Homalodisca vitripennis (glassy-winged sharpshooter), 718 nucleotides long. RefSeq lists its product as uncharacterized. The transcript is spliced from 5 exons. Bases 138 to 644 code for a protein of 168 amino acids. The record is from RefSeq and is a predicted model, not a curated record. Lineage: Eukaryota; Metazoa; Arthropoda; Insecta; Hemiptera; Cicadellidae.